Molecule: messenger RNA, 2741 nt
Organism: Chrysemys picta bellii (western painted turtle)
Lineage: Eukaryota; Metazoa; Chordata; Testudines; Emydidae
Source: RefSeq, a predicted model, not a curated record
AGAAUUCGACCUGCCCUGAUAGUAUCUGAGCCACCAUGGGAACCCGAGGUGAUGUGUAUCCAUUGGGGCUCUGCAUCGCCCUGUUCCUGGGGGGCACCAUGGCCCAGAAUAAUGGCGUACAAGGUACCACUGAGGACCGUAACAACCAUAUGCUCUGCCCAGCAAACGCCAAGUGUGUGAACAACACCCACUGCACCUGCCUGGAUGGAUACCAGCCACAUGGGAAUCGCUCCUUCUUCACUGACACAACGGAGCUCUGUGACGAUAUUAACGAGUGUCUGGGGCCGAACCCGCCAGACUGUGGACCCAAAGCAAACUGCGCCAACGUGGCUGGGAGUUACUACUGCACCUGCAGCGAUGGCUACGAGCUCAGCUCUGGGAAAGCCAACUUCACGAAUGCGAGUGAGAACUCCUGCAAGGAUAUUGACGAGUGUCAGGGCCGGAGAUCGGCAGACUGUGGACCCCACGCAAACUGCACCAAUGUGCCUGGGAAUUACUCCUGCACCUGCAUCGAUGGCUACGAGCUCAGCUCUGGGAAAGCCAAUUUCACGCACGCGAGUGAGAACACCUGCCAGGAUAUUGACGAGUGUCAGGGCCCAAGUCCGGCAGACUGCGGAACUGACGAAAACUGCACCAACAUGGCUGGGAAUUACUCCUGCAGCUGCAUCAAUGGCUACAAGUCCAGCUCUGGGAAAGCCAACUUCACACACGCGAGUGAGAACACCUGCCAGGACAUUGACGAGUGCCAGCAAAACGCCACAAUCUGUGAGCCCCACGGGACCUGCAUCAACAUGCCAGGGAGUUACAUGUGUAAAUGCAGUUGGGGAUUUGGGAAGAGUCAAAAGGAUACGUCUAAGAUCUGCACAGACAUCGACGAGUGCCGCAAGACCCCAGAUAUCUGCGGCCCCAACGCCACGUGUAUCAACACCUACGGGAGCUACCGGUGUGAGUGCCGGGCCGGCUACAUCCCCUCCAACAGGAACACGACCCUGUGCGAAGACAUUGACGAGUGCCGGCGAAACGCCACAAUCUGUGAGCCCCACGGGACCUGCAUCAACAUGCCAGGGAGUUACAUGUGUAAAUGCAGUUGGGGAUUUGGGAAGAGUCAAAAGGAUCCGUCUAAGAUCUGCACAGACAUUGACGAGUGCUGCAAGACCCCAGAUAUCUGCGGCCCCAACGCCACAUGUAUCAACACCAACGGGAGCUACCGGUGUGAGUGCCGUGCCGGCUACAUCCCCUCCAACAGAAACACGACCCUGUGCCAAGACAUCGACGAGUGCAAGAAGACCCCAGAUAUCUGCAGCCCCAGCGGCACGUGUGUCAACACCAACGGAAGCUACUGGUGUAAGUGCCGGGCCGGCUAUGUCCCCUCCGACGGGAACACGACCCUUUGCCAAGACAUCGACGAGUGCAAGAAGACCCCAGAUAUCUGCGGCCCCAACGCCACGUGUAUCAACACCAAUGGGAGCUACUGGUGUGAGUGCCGGGCCGGCUACGUCCGCUUCAACGGGAGCACCACCCUGUGCCAAGAGCUCACCUGCCCCCGGCUGCUGGAUGAUGACAACUCUGCCAAAGCCAAGAACCUCCUGGGCAGCUUCCAGGCACAGGUGGGACGUCUCUGCAAGGUGGCGCUGGAGGAGCUGAAGCAGAUGGAGGCUCAGAACGCCGAAGAGAAGCUGCAGGGCUUCUUGGACAUUCUGGAGAAGCAGAUAAAUCUGGUCGGGCAGCAGAGCGAGAGCGUGGAGCGGAGACACCGGAUCGCGACGGAGCUGAUGGCCAUAGUGGAGAAGCUUCUGAGAACGCUGGCCCUGACCCUGCGUGACAGCGUGAUCAGCAUCACAUCCACCAAUGGCACAGAGCUGGGGCUGGCGGUCAGGCAGCCUGGGAACCAGAGCCAGGAGACCGUGACGCUGCAGCAGAGCAAGACGCAGAUGGAAUUAAACUGGGUCGGAGCCUCAGGGCAGAAAAAUGAAGGCUUCACGCUGGCCGGGCUGCUGACAUACCAGGGGAUGAGCCCCAUCCUGGAUGGUGCUGGGCGGGUGGAGGCGCCCGAGUGGGACAAGAUCGGCCAGACGGGGAAGUGGUCGCAGGAGCCCGGGCAGCCCAGCUACCGUGUGCUGUCUCCGGUGGUGUCGGCCUUCAUCAGUGACCUGAACCCCCAGGCACUCGGCCUCUCCGUCAGCAUCCACUUCAGCCACCCGGUGCCGGAGUCCAAGACUGACCUGCGCCUCCUCUGCGCCUACUGGGAGCACAGCAGCAGGCACUGGGCCACCCACGGCUGCACCCUGCAGAAGUUGAACACCACCAUCACCCGCUGCCAGUGCAACCACCUCUCCAGCUUCGCCGUGCUCAUGGCCUUCUACGAGCUGGAGGUAGGUGCGGCCCUCGCUGGGGCCUCGGGGCUGGUCUGGUUCUGCUCUUCCCCUCAAUCGUCCCCAGCGGAGCAGGAGUCACUCCGGAGUAAAGCCAUUCCCCACUGGCGGGCGGGUUGGCUGCAGGUGGUGUGCGGCGUGGUGGCCGGGCUCCUGCACUAUUUCUUCCUGGCCGCCUUCUGCUGGAUGUGCCUGGAGGGCGCCAAGCUCUACCUGCUGGUGGUUCAGGUCUUCACCCCCCACGGCCUCAGGCGCCGCUACAUGUUCCUGUUGGGCUACGGCGUGCCGGCCCUCAUCGUGGGCGUCUCGGCCGCCAUCUACAGGGAGGGCUACGGCACGGCGCGCCACUGCUGGCUCUCGCUGGAGAAG